UACUUUUCAUCUUCCGUACACUAACCCAUUAAUACUGUUCAUAUUAUAUCUUACGUUAAUUAAUUAAAUAAUCGAAGAAAUAUAUACUUAUAAAUCCCUCUCCUUCCAUCUGUUUUGUACUCUGAAGGGUCAAUUAUUCUGCACGAGAAGAAGAGAGUUGAAACAAGCUUCUCAAGAAUACUCUAAGGUGGGAACAGCAUGGUAUAUAAGUGAUUCCCAAUUCAUCUGUUGCUAAAUCUCGUGUUUUGGCGAAGACAGACUGCACAUUUCAAGGCUUUGAAGUUCGUGUGUUGAACAGAGUUUUGUAAUACGUGCACAUCUGAGACAAUGAUGAUUUUUGAUGAAAUGGGGUUCUGUGGUGAUCUUGAUUUCUUCUCGUCUGCUCCUCUCAAGGAAGCUGAUGUGUGCGGCCCACAACCGGUCGAGCAAGAGCCAGUUGUAGAGGAUGAUUAUACUGACGAGGAGAUGGAUGUGGAUGAACUUGAGAGGAGGGUGUGGAGAGAUAAGAUGCGACUCAAAAGACUGAAAGAAAUGAAUAAAGGUAAGGAAGGUGUUGAUGCUGUGAAGCAGCGGCAGUCUCAAGAGCAAGCCAGGAGGAAAAAAAUGUCGAGGGCACAAGAUGGGAUCUUGAAAUACAUGUUGAAGAUGAUGGAAGUUUGCAAAGCUCAAGGUUUUGUUUAUGGAAUUAUCCCUGAGAAGGGCAAGCCGGUGAGUGGGGCAUCUGACAAUCUUCGGGAGUGGUGGAAGGAUAAGGUCCGAUUUGAUCGUAAUGGACCGGCUGCCAUAGCAAAAUACCAAACAGAGAAUGCAAUCCCGGGGAAGAAUGAGGGGUCAAAUCCCGUUGGUCCAACCCCUCACACGCUGCAGGAACUCCAGGAUACAACCCUUGGAUCACUUUUGUCCGCUCUUAUGCAGCACUGUGAUCCCCCUCAGAGGCGGUUCCCAUUAGAGAAAGGUGUUCCACCUCCAUGGUGGCCCACGGGGAAGGAGGAAUGGUGGCAUCAGUUGGGUUUGCAGAAGGAUCAAGGCCCUCCACCGUACAAGAAGCCGCAUGAUUUGAAGAAGGCAUGGAAAGUGGGUGUUUUAACGGCCGUGAUCAAGCACAUCUCUCCUGAUAUUGCCAAGAUCCGUAAACUUGUAAGGCAGUCAAAGUGUUUGCAGGACAAAAUGACAGCCAAGGAGAGCGCGACUUGGCUUGCCAUCAUUAACCAGGAGGAAACUUUGGCUCGAGAACUAUACCCCAAUCGAUGUCCACCUUUGUCUUUGUCCGGUGGGAGUGGAACUUUUACCAUGAAUGAUAACAGUGAGUACGAUGUUGAAGAGGUGGAUGAUGAGUCUCCCUUUGACGUACAUGAGCAAAAACCCAACCCCCUCGAUUUGUUGAAUAUCGGGAUGGAGUUUGCUGAUAGACUACCAGUUCAACAGCAAUCUCAUCCAAUGAAGGAUGAAUUCAUUAACAACAUGGACUUCUCAAGGAAGAGGAAGCUCGAAAAUGAACGGAACAUCGUGAUGGAUGAUAAGAUAUAUACUUGCGAGUUCCUUCAAUGUCCUCAGAGUGAUCUCCGCCAUGGUUUCUCGGACAGGAUUUCCCAGGACAAUCAUCAACUUGCUUGCCCUUACCGACAUUCUUCUGAGUUUGGGAACUUCAAUAUUUCUGAAGUCAAGCCAGCCACCUUUCCUCAAUCUCUUGUCCAGGCCAAGUCCGCUGCUUUGCCUGUAUGUCCAACUCCACCUCCCCUUGAUCUCUCAGGACUUCCGGAUGACGGGCAAAGAAUGAUUAAUGAACUUAUGUCUUUUUAUGACGACAAUAUUCAAGGGAACAAGAACUCAAAUGCUGGGAACUCUACAGUUACAAAGAUGCAGUCUCUUCAGCUGCUGAGCACUCAGUCUCAACAGGGUAGCUUCUUUCACGGUCAGGGAAUGGCUUUACCGGGCAAUAUUUUUGAAGAAACGAACAUGCCCACUAAUCAUUCUAUAUUCCGCCCAGCAGAAAAUCGAUUCGACCAGUGCAAGGUUGGAAAUUCUCCUUUCAACUCCACCCCUAAUGAGAAUUUCCAACUGAUGUUUAGUUCCCCAUUCAAUAUACCAUCCGUUGACUAUAUCGAAGGUUUUUCUGGCCUUUCAAAGGAUAACAUGCCAAAGCAGGACGUUACAAUUUGGUAUUAAGACGAUUGCCAGAUUGAAGAGUUCACACAAUUGUUCUAUCCUGUUCAGGUGUAAUUUUAUCGCCUAUAGUUAUCUAUCUUUUAUUUUUUUUUUACAAUUAUCCAGUAGUAGAUGUUCAUGGUACGUCUGAUAAAAAGAAGUUGAAUCUUGUACAUUGUACUGUAUUGUCGAGUUCAGUGUACCAAACGUGCCAUUUCAGGCAUCAUUGUCACAAGCAAAGUAAGGAUAUGGUUCACUGAAGACAUUUUACAUAUGCUCUGCUAAAAUGGAUAGACUUGUAGAAAUUACAUAAAUAAGGUUAGUUUUCUUGUGAUUUGUACAACCACAAAUUAAGGUUUGAUAUGUCUAUUGUGGUAAACAGUUAAUGUUGAACGCUGGCUGUAUUUUGUUGACUAAGUAGGUUGUCUUUGUCUACUUCAUUGUCUUUUUGUGGACAUCUCUUUGUAAAUUAGUACAAGAGGAAAGUGAUUGGUUGGUUCCAGGUCCA
This is a messenger RNA of Olea europaea var. sylvestris, 2653 nucleotides long. RefSeq names its product protein ETHYLENE INSENSITIVE 3-like. The coding region runs from base 328 to 2166 and encodes 612 amino acids. NCBI's taxonomy places the organism in Eukaryota, Viridiplantae, Streptophyta, Magnoliopsida, Lamiales, Oleaceae. Gene Ontology annotation, molecular function: DNA binding; DNA-binding transcription factor activity. The transcript is spliced from 2 exons. Gene Ontology annotation, cellular component: nucleus. The record is from RefSeq and is a predicted model, not a curated record.